AUGGCUACUAUAGCACCAAAAGUUGGAGAAAAUUACCUUUAUUUCUGGAUUUCAUCAGUGAUAAAGGCUGCUGAAUUGUGCAUAUCAUUGGUUCAUUUCCCACAACUAAUCACAUUUCACUUUAUUCAAGACCUUUUAAAAACGGGACUGUCAGCUGAGGUUGGAAGGCGCAGGCAGGCACCCUGGAGAGAAUUCAUAGGGAGGCACAGGACGGAACGCUCCAAGGAAAGAAGCAGCACCCCCAGAAAGGAGUGCUCUAGGGGCUCCAGGCAGCCCAGGAAACGCGGACGUGAGCACCGUGAUUGCACUCCCACGUGCACCAACGCUGCCAGUGUGAACAGAAGCGGAGCCCGCAGAGCACCAGGCUUUGCCGGGAGAUGGAUCACGAUGAAAAACAGAGCCAGAGCAUGGCGGGAACUUUCCGAGAGGGCAUGUUGUUUCCAGGCGGUUCCACCUUCUAAUAUGAAACAGUCUUGGUUGAUUUUCCUUGAUACUACUUUAUCCUCGGCCUGGUUGUUGGCAAGUAGCUACCCGCGUCUGUACACGCCCUUGAUUAGUUUCCACUGCAUGUGUUUUAACGCAGUGCUCCUUUUUCCACGUUUAUGUGGGCCAACCCUGUCUGUAAAGAUCCAGUUUAAUACAAAUUUGAGUCUAGGUGCUAUAGCCUGGAAAUGUACUAAAGGCACUACAACAUAUUGCUGAAAGAAUCUUUAUUCUGAAUGCAAAGCAGACACCUAGUAAAAAAUUCUGGAAUAAUAAAACAAGCCAGGCUCUUGUGCUCAGUUUUGGGGACGCUCCAAUUUAAAGGCUUAGUCAUUGUCACGGUGUAAGGUUUACCCAUUGCCCCCACCACACAAAUGUGGGAAUGUUGAGAGCUGAGAGUCCUCCGACCUCUUCUGCUGCCCAAGAACUUGGGGUGGGUGGUAAUUGGAGAAAUCAAAGUGAUCAGCUGCAAAGAAUUCCAUUGCUGGAGCUUGGUUCUGCGGGAUUCUUCAUGGAGGUCUUAAGGCAGAGACAAAAACAAUGACUGUGGGAGGCUCCUGUGAGUAGCCCAAAGGGUUUUGGAGUCAAGUAACCUCAGGUUACAAAUCCAGUCCUGCAGGCUAGGAGUUGUGUAAACUUAAAAAAGUGACUGCACCUCCAGGCACAUCAUUUCCUUACCUGCACCUCCUUCUGACGGAUUUUCUGAGGACAAUGCAAUCCAUACCCUAUGUUGAAUACUUUUCUAAUUAAUGACGUACAGACACUAUUUAUUUUACAGGGAUAAAAAUACCAGAAGAACCCAAGUCAUAUUCAUUUAAAGUGGGACGACAAGUGCAUCAAAAUCUGAAAAAUCAUCACUAAAGAACUUAUCCAUGUAACCAAAAACCAUUGAAAUAAAAUUAAACUAUUGAAACAAUAUUUAAAAAUAAUAAAAUUAGAAAGUCC
Messenger RNA from Piliocolobus tephrosceles (Ugandan red Colobus), 1428 nucleotides. Its product is annotated as putative transcriptional regulator encoded by LINC00473. The record is from RefSeq and is a predicted model, not a curated record. Lineage: Eukaryota; Metazoa; Chordata; Mammalia; Primates; Cercopithecidae.